ACAGUUGCUCGGUGACAAACAUACACACAAAUGCUUUUGGUAUGUAAAUGAAACAGUUCUGUCUGUAACUACCCUUCGUCUGGUUGGCAGGGUGGAAACAGUCUUAGCAGGAGAGUGUAAGAUUGAGAAUCGGCGUCCCUUAGCAUCGUAUUGGCGGAGAUAUCAGGUAAGAAACAAUGCCGAAGAAGGCUAGAAAAAAGUCAGCAAAGAUGGCAAACAUGACUGAGGAGGAGCGGCUGUUGUACCUUCAGCAGAAGAUGCUGGCAGAGGAGGAGCUUAACAAAAAGAAAGAGGAUAUGCUAUGCCAGUUUUUGAAGGAUAAAUUGUCCAAAGAAGAGAAGAACAGCAACAUCAACAUGAACAAGAUCACUCAGCAGUGGCGAACUAUCAUGAGGGGCCUGAAGGCCAAGGAGCUACGUAAAGACAUUGACAUCCUCAGCCAGACAUUUGAAAGGGUUGUUGAUCGUAAAGACAGUGUCAUUAAGUCUUUAGCAAAAGACAUAGAGGAAGCUGAGGAGCAAUACUGCCACAACCUGCGUGCCCACCUACAGAAUGGAGACAAGUUAGUGAGCCUGCAGCAUGACAGGCUCCAAGCCCUGUGGGAGGAGUAUGAGGCAGGCCUGGAAGCACUUAAGGAAGAAUUUGACAGUGAGAGACAGUUGAUAACUGAGCAGCAUCAGCAAGAGGUAUGCCAGCUGCAGGAUAUACUGUAUGCUAUCGAAGAGAACUACAGUGAAUAUGAAGCUGAAGCCAAACAGGAGUUCCAGAGCAUGAGUGAUGAAAUCAAAAACAAGAAUCUGGAGGAAAAACAUGCUUUGCGCAUCCAGCUAGAGGGUACAGUUGAAGACCUCUGGCGACAGUUUCAACAAGCACUGAAAAACUAUAAUGAUGCAACCUCAGAGCGAAAGACUGCCUUUGAAGCACUGAAGGCACGGGAUGAGAAGAGUGCCAAAGAGAUUGAGAUGCAAAUGAAGAAACUGCAAAAGAUUCAGGAUUCUAUUACUGCUGUAAAAUCCAAAAUGGUGGUCCAUGCAAGAGAUAAAGAAGAGCGCAACAAGAAACUUCGCGAAGAGAAGGAGAUAAUUCAUAAAUAUUUUCAGAAGCUGAAAAGUCAGAUGAAUCUUGCCAGGAAUCAAGAGCGUCAACGACUUGCCAAAUUGACACUGGAGAGCAAUGCAGCAAUCAAGAAACUGCAAAGUGUCCUUGAAAAGGGAGAGCAUAUCUUGAGGUUGGCAGAAAUGUGUCGGAAACUGGAAACUGAGGAAGAGAAGGUACUGCCUUUUUAUGCCUCCUCUCUCACAUUAGAGGAACAGGAUGCAGUCAAGGAAGCCAAUGAAGAGCAACCUACAGAGCAGUUUUCUCGGCUCAUGCAAGACUACACAGCUCUGGAAAACUUCUGGAAGAGGUACAAUAAAGUACUCCUUGAUAAACUGGCACUUGAUCGUGAAAAGGCAGUCCUCUCACAGCAGAAUCAGCAGCUGCGAGUUCUUCUCAAGCAGUACUUGGAUGGAAUCUCAGUCAACCAGGAAGUGCUAUCUCAGCUGAACCCAUUGCUUAUUGUCAACAACAAGAGCAAUGUGAAAAUGAACAUACCUGUGGUGGACAGUCGAGUGAAAAGGCCUGUGCAAACAGUUAUUGAGGCUUCACAUAUGACAAGACACAAAGUGUAGCACAAGAACUUGCAGUUUGAAUUAAAGAUAUUUGCCUGUGUAA
This is a messenger RNA of Protopterus annectens (West African lungfish), 1713 nucleotides long. It is a transcript of the gene CCDC65, whose product is annotated as coiled-coil domain containing 65. The coding region runs from base 177 to 1670 and encodes 497 amino acids. The record is from RefSeq and is a predicted model, not a curated record. The transcript has 9 exons. NCBI's taxonomy places the organism in Eukaryota, Metazoa, Chordata, Ceratodontiformes, Protopteridae. Gene Ontology annotation, cellular component: axoneme; axonemal dynein complex. Gene Ontology annotation, biological process: regulation of cilium movement; axonemal dynein complex assembly; cilium-dependent cell motility.